Molecule: messenger RNA, 1118 nt
Organism: Nicotiana attenuata
Lineage: Eukaryota; Viridiplantae; Streptophyta; Magnoliopsida; Solanales; Solanaceae
Product: NAC domain-containing protein 78-like
Exons: 1
Coding region: 133-1050 (305 amino acids)
Biological process (GO): system development; regulation of DNA-templated transcription
Molecular function (GO): DNA binding
Source: RefSeq, a predicted model, not a curated record
UAUUUUCACAGCAGAGUCAAUCUCUGACUCGUUAAAAGAACUUGCAGAUCAUUGAAGGGUUGUUUUUUCUUGCGAUUCUUAUCUCUUUCUUGUUUUAAUUUCUUUAUUCAUAAUAGCAAAUCAAAGACUGUCAUGUCGAUGGUAUCACGGCUUCCCAGUGAUCGAUUUUACCCUACUGAUGCAGAGUUGAUCUACUUUCUGAAAAAGUUUUUGAAGGGCGAGUCUUUGCCCAGUGAAUGCCCUAUUCGACUUGGGGAAAUCUAUGGAGACAGGCCACCAUGGGAGAUUUCUGAUCAUCCUGAAGAGAAAAUUGCCUACUUUAUUUCUCCUUUGAAGAAGCGGAAGGAAUCACAUAAAAGGUUUCGCCGAACUUGCGCCAACGGGACAUGGAAAGCCCAAACCGGCGGUGAUCCUAUCAAGAAUAGUAAGGGAACUGUUGUGGGAUUCAGAAAAAGUUAUGUUUAUCGAACUAGGAGUAGUAAAGGAUCAAAGCAAGAUAAAAUCAAUUGGUUGAUGAGAGAAUAUUACGUGGGGGAUGAUUACUUCUGGGAAAACAAUAUUCCUAAACAAGAUAUUGUUCUCUGCCGAAUAAAGAAGAACAUAACAGAGAGAAAUAGGAAGAAUGGGGUUAAUAUGGAGGAACAAGAAGUUGCUCAAGUAAUAGAAGCUAUGUUGCGUGAACCUGAUCAGACUAUGAAGGCAGAGUAUGCUGAACAACAGGAUAACUAUUUGAGAGGACUUAACAAAAAUAGCCAAAUUUUGACCACUUAUGACAGAGGUGAAGCUACAUUGGAGAAUCAUGGGGCCAACACCAACAGAGUGUACGUGAUGACAGAAGAAGCAAAUACAGCAGCGAGCCGACAAGAAGAAGCAUAUGGUCAAUUAUCCUUCCCUGGAAUUCAUGAGCAAUAUUGUGCUGAAGCUGAUCUUAACACAGAUAACAGUGACUUCUCAGAUCUUAACGCAGAUAACAGUAACUUCUUGGAACUAACACUAAUGAAUGGAAUAGAAGACAUUGUUCCAGAUGAUUGGUGGUACCAAUUCUACUAGAUAGAUAGGCAUGUAAAAAGUUAACGUCUGAUAUUUGUUAGAAAUUUUUUGCCCAACUGAAUGUUAUG